This is a messenger RNA of Vitrella brassicaformis, 737 nucleotides long. Lineage: Eukaryota; Vitrellaceae. The record is from the annotation of a GenBank genome assembly.
AUGGAGUUUUACAUGCGCAACCGACUGAGGAGGGCCUCCGCCACAAAGAGGAAGAGCAUCGACCAACAGUGGGAAGACGAGCUCAUCACACACAUCGAGACACGCUUGAGGAAAACAGAAGAAGCCCCCCCAGCAGCCCUCGUACCCCCUCCCCCACCACCCCCACGCCCCAAGAGCCCCGCCGCUUCGGCCAGGCACAGCCUUCGCGACAGCAUCUGCACGGCAGCCGCAGGGGCACCUGCUGCCGUGCAGAUUCCUCCGCGGCUGGUGGCACUGAGUGCGCGGCCAGUGGACAUCACAAACAAGAAUAUGAUCAAUGAGGGCGGGGUGGCGUGGAAUGCGCUGGCGAUGCCGGCCCCGUUUGGCGACACUCUGGACCAGGAGGAAGAAGAGGAUGAGUCAGCCGGGGGGUCGACUGGUCGGAGCAGCAUGAAGUACAGGCCUAAGGCCGUGACCACGAGAUAAAGAGUUGGAGCCUCGGGCAUCGCGCGCCUUGGCAGGGGGCAGAAGGAAACGGGGGAGGGGGGAAAGAUGGCGAAGAGGACCAAUGCACUCACUGGUCGAUCGAUCGAUGUCUGUCUAUCGGCCGGCUUGGCUUUCUGGACGUUUCGGGCGUGAGUGCAUGUGGUGGCUGCCUGCCAUGGUUAGUUGGCUGUCUGCCCAUCUCUCUCACUUGCUCGCUGCAUGAGUGGUCUUUCUCUCGUCAGAGGUCGCUUCUCGCUGUGCUGCGGUUGGGG